CUGUUUGUCUGGGCUUCACGGAGUGACUGCCUGACCAAUGAGCUGUCUGUCUGGCUGCAGCGAGGGGGUGAGCGUCUUUCGAGGCCCAAUCAGCGGCUCAGUGCUGCCUGCCGGUGCCGGGGACUGGUGGUGAGGAACCGCUGCAGCGCGUCAGGACCGGACCGUGAACCCGGAGACGGUACACACCGAGGCGAAGGAGACACAGAUUCUUGCUGGAGGACCUGAUGGCACUUGUUGCUGCGGCAGAUACCAACAGUUCAGUGGGCUGAACAGAGAAGAUGUCAUGCAGCUUCAUCCUGGCUCACCUUUCUCAUCGGGAUUAAACCCAAAACCCUAACAUGGGCAGAGCCUCGUUCGCUAGUCCUGUAGCGUUAUCCCACCACUCACAGUCGCCGACGAGUCGCUGCUUUGCUGAGCAUAGUCAGUGUGUGGCUGAGCGAGAGAGAGCGAGCAGCAGGUGAAUGCAGCAGAGCGGAGGAACAGGAUGGAGCGGAUGUCUGAGGAGGCGCUGAGGCUUAACCUGCUGAAGCGAGGUCUGGAGUCACCCAGCGAACGAGAGGAGGCACUGGCUAAGCGUCUCAAAAUGGAAGGCCACGAGGCCAUGGAGCGCCUUAAGAUGCUGGCACUACUGAAACGCAAGGACCUAGCUGACCUAGCAGCCCUGGAGGUCACGGGGCCCCUGGGAGAUGGCAAGGGCCCCGGAGCCAGCACCUUGCACCACCAGAGCCUAAUGGGUGCUGCUUACGAGGAGAAGCUGAAUGGGAGUCUGAGGCUUGGAGGCCAUGGCGGCCAUGUUGGACCCAGUAAGAAUGGGAAGGAGAACAUCCUGGAUGAGCCGGUGGAUAUGAGCGCUGGGAGAAGAUGUGAUGCGGACCAUGACAGACGAACUCCGUCUCCAGAUGUCAUUAUCUUGUCAGACAAUGAGGCGUCCAGUCCCAGAACAACACCUCGCCCUGAAGAGCGCCUGCACCAGGCCAACCUGGACAUGUUCAAGGGGAAGACCGGAGAAGAGAGGCAGCAGAUGAUCAAAGCUCUGAGAGAGGAGCUGCGUCUGGAGGAGGCUCGCCUGGUGCUGCUCAAGAAGCUCCGACAGAGUCAGAUGCAGAAGGAGAACGUGGUGCAGAAGGUCCCAGUGGUCCAGAACGCCGCGUCCUCUGUGCAGCCCCCUCCCAUCCACAGCUCUCCUGGACUGGGAAAGCUGCCUGUGAGGCCCGGCCUGCACAACCCUGAGCCCCAGAAUCUCCGCACUGCACAGGGCCAUACAGUCAUCAGGUCAGCAGCCAAUGCCAACCUGCCGCCCAUGCUGAUGUCCCAGCGAGUGAUAGCCCCCAACCCUGCCCAGCUGCAGGGCCAGCGGGUCUCCUCCAAGCCUGGGAUGUCUCGCUCCAGCUCCAGCAGCAUGGCCAAUGCCGUCAGCUACCAGCAGGCCAGCCAGCAGGUGGCAGCUUCCCAGCGCUCAAGCUCCAGUGCCAUGUACAUGAACCUGGCCCACAUGCAGGCGGCGGCAGCAGGCGGGGUGGCGGGCGGCCUUGGCGGAACUUCAGCUGUCAGCCCAUCCACCAUGUCCAGCUCGGCCAGCGGAGGGGUGAGCUCCAUGGCCGACCAGGCCAGCAGCCAGGCGGCGGCCAAGCUGGCCCUGAGGAAGCAGCUGGAGAAAACCCUGCUGGAGAUCCCUCCUCCCAAACCCCCCGCCCCGCUCCUUCACUUCCUGCCCUCUGCCGCCAACAGCGAGUUCAUCUACAUGGUGGGCCUGGAGGAGGUGGUGCAGAGUGUUCUCGACAGUCAGGGUAAACUCAGAGGGACGCUGGCCCGCAUGGAGCCUUUCUUCUGUGCCCAAUGCAGAACCGACUUCACCCCACACUGGAAGCAAGAGAAGAGCGGGCGAAUCCUCUGCGAGCAGUGCAUGACGUCCAAUCAGAAGAAGGCUCUCAAAGCAGAGCACACCAACAGGCUGAAGAACGCCUUUGUGAAGGCCCUGCAGCAGGAGCAGGAGAUUGAACAGAGGCUGCAGCAGCAGGCGGCCCUCUCUCCCAGCUCGGCCCCUACUGGCCCCAACGCCUCCAAGACUGACACAAUGAUCCGACAUCAUGCCCUCCGCCAGGCUCCCCAGCCUCAGGCCUCUCUGCAGCGAGGUCUGUCCAACUCGGCACGAGGUGUCCUGUCCAACUUCGCCCAGGCCUCCCAGCUGUCAGUGGCCAGCAGCCUCAUGGGAAUGACUAGUGCCAAGCACUGUGGCAGCGGUGGGAGCAGCAGCGGCAGCAGCAAUAGACUGCAGCAUGACAGCCGUCGCCAGAUCUACAACAUCCCAGGGUUAAAUAUUGCCUAUCUGAACCCAGCGGCAGUUGGAGCCCAUAAGAGCUCCAGCUUAGCAGACCGGCAGAGAGAGUACCUGUUGGACAUGAUCCCACCUCGAUCCAUAUCGCAGUCCAUCACCGGACAGAAAUGAGCACCGCCCAGCCCUCCUGCCCCUCUGAAGCCACUCCCAUCCUGCCUUCCUACCCCAUACCGAUGCACUCCCAGAUCAACCAACAUCCCCACCCCAACUCCCCAUAGCAUGCAGUGCCUGUCCGUGUGCCUACUUUAAACCAACCCAUGACAACCCACCAAGUCGGACAAAGACACUAAACUGUCAGUGCAUCUCAAAUGUUCUUAUUAUAGUAAAAAUCUUCUUCGUCAGCGUUGUUUAACAAUUAUAAUUCCCAUUAUUAUCGCUGUUGGUAGCACUAUUAUUAUACCUGCAACUACCAGUUCUGCUUCAGUUACUAUUACUCAUUAUGCUUUUUUCUUUUCUAAGUGUUUUUUGUUAAUUUUCUGUUUCUGCUGUCACACCUUUACUUUGGGGAGUGACAGUGAAUCAUUGUAGGGCCACUUUAGGCCACAAUCAUGUAAGGUUUUGUUUUCUCAACUCUAUUAUAAAGCUUAGAUGUGACUAUUGCUAGUAACAGAAGAUCAACAGGGUGCAUUCUGGUUGCUAUGCAACAUAAAGUUUAUCAACUUUGAAGCUUUGUAAAAAGUGUUAGCUUGCUAACUUGAAGUAACAAAGUGGAAAAUACUGAUAGGAACAAAGACAGACUGUUUAGUUAGUAACUGCUCGGAUGAAGAGCCCAUUGUGAAAAUGGGGCACCCACACUCUUCCAAAGGGCCAGUUUCAAGAGCCGAUUUCACACUGAUACGUGUUCCAUGUUCAACAUGGAGUUCAGGGCAGUACCCCCAAAUCUUGAGGAGAACCUCUGCUACCAUCAGAGCUAAUAACUGGAAAUGACUGACUAAAGUUGCAGAUGUGUACAAAAGAGAAUCCUGUGUGAUCAGAGUUUGGAAAACAUCCUGGAAAAGUCCUAUGCUAGUGGGCUCCCACCAUUCCCCAUCAAAAGGUCAUCAUCCGUUUCUUCAUUUCAGAUGUCAGCCUGCUCUUGUUGCUCAGAUUUUAACAGUUACCAGACGGAUGCACGUGGGACAUACUGUAGUUCUACUAAUCAGGACUGACGGAUACAGCAACGUUGCGACUGCAACUUCAGCGGAUCAGCAGUCGACGGGGAUUCCAGUGAGGAGGGAGCUGAUCAUCUAGAAACUCACCCCCAGUGUACACAGGGGAACGAUGGUCCCCACUCAGAACGAAGCAAGUUGAUUUUCCCUCCUAGUUCCAUCCCAUCUCACUACCUGCCACUGACCUCUUCAUGUCCCCCCAAUACCUUUGGUUAUCCAGUAUGCACAGACUGAACCCUUUUUACCCAGCACCUCCUCUUGGCAUCACAUGUUUUUUGAGAAAGUGAAAAGAACUCACAUCUGAAGGUGGAAACACAAUUUGUGAAUCCAAACCACAGAUUCUGUACCUAGAAACAUGGGCUCCUUUUCUUGUUAUAUUUUUAAAUUGUUUUCUGAUUGUUGCCCCCCAACCCCCCCUUUUUUUUGGUUUGUUUAUUUGUUUGUUUUUUGCGGCGUCUCCUGAUGAAAUGGUGGCGUACCUGAGAGGUAUUAGCCCCUGGAGACGAUAAUAAUCAACAUAGCUUAAAAACAGAAACUAUUGAAACAUGGGUAUGGAUUAUGUAUAGAUACCUAGCUUCAGAGGGGGGAAAGGUUGUGGAUUAUAUCUUUAUGGGAGAGACAUGGAUCAAUCAUCGUGUGCAUGCUCUGCACACAAAUUGCCUCACUCCAGAGGAGCACUUUGCAUAUUUCCAAUUGGAAAAACAUUUUUUUAAAGAGGAAAAGAAUGUUACAAUUGAGAGUGGCUAAGGUCUGGAUGCUGGCUGAUGGCCAGGGGAGAUGUUCUGAGCAUUGUGGAUUGCAUCAAGGUAUGUUGUAAUGAGUGAUGAAUGGUCUAAUCAUAAUUUACCUACUUACUCAGCUGCUGUUGGUAGAUGUACCAGCAUUAGCACAGGGUCCCAUUGACUCACUUUUUAAUGCAGUGUCACCAAAGCAAUCCCACCUCAUAUUUCGAAAUUUGUCCCCAGAGCUGAUCUGGUAAUCUGUUCGGAUCCACUCUGGUGCUGAAAUACUGACAGUGUAUAAAAUACUAACUUCACUGUGUCAGACCCACCCUGACCUGUUUCCUGUGAUAGAUGAUCUUGUUCUGUUAAAAACCUUCUGAAGCAAGCAGAAACACUGACAUUGUGCACACAUUAGCAGGAAUAAUGAAGAGCAACGGGCAAUUGAGACUACUGGGAAUGCACCUUAACUACAGUCUAAAGAAUUUCAUUGAAAAGGGUUUUAAUGAGUGUUUUGUCUUUUGCACAGCCCAACAAGAAGGAAAUAUUCAGCUCAAUUCUGUGAUUUUCUUUGUUGCAGGGCUCAACAGUAAGGAUGCCCGAUUGCCCAGGGCAAGUAAAAUGCCACGUCAGGCUGGUAAAUCUAGCAACUCACUUGCCCGAUGUGGUUUCUUCGGACCUGAUGAUAGCUAAGGAGUGAGGCAUCUCGUUUCCUUCUCAUCUCUGUUGAGAGCUGCACACGUGCAGGGCCAUUCAGGCACUUGCGAGAAUGAGCUGAAGCGCAUUUCAGUUAUCCUGGAAACAGGAGUUUAGCUGGGUGGUUUUUCAGAAUAACUAAUAACUAAUAUUGUGCAGUUUGCCACAAGUCUGCGAGCAAACAGGGUCGUUUUUCAAAGGCAAGUCAAGUUUCCGAAACACUUCACUGGAGUGGCAGUACAGAGCUCACAGCAUCACUUGCAUGGCAGCUUAGGGGGCUGCCGACAAACAGUUUGUAUAGGGGCAUGUUAAAAUUGACUUCGGGCAAGUGAGGGGUAAAUAAUGUAUGUUGAACCUUGGGUAGUGGCUGUAAAUCACCCAAAUUGGCAUAACCCUAAUGUACUAACAACAUUUCAGUGCUUUCCUCAGGAGUGGUGGGCUCCCAGUUUACAGUAGAAAGCAUUUCAAGCAGUGUUCAGUACAUGUGCAGUAUUAUUUCAUGGAACAUGGGGAGUCCUUACAGAAUGACACAGAGGCUGGAACAUCAGUUUUGGUUUGAGAUGGAAGAAGCAGGCAGUGGGCUCUGAGCUGACCCUCCAACACAUUUCAGUCUGAUUAGUCAAGUUCAUCAAGUAGAUGAAGUUUACAGAGAAGUCUCAAAACUGCCACUACUUCCACAAAUCUUAUGUCUGAUUUGGAAAUGUGCAAAAUACCAUGCAAAGACUGUUUAGUGACUUAUUUUGGGACACCAAAUCCAUGGAAAACAUCUUCCAAGCACGUGCACAUAAAGUGUUCAUAGAGAUCAUCCGUUUGUGGUGAAAUAGCAUGGCACGGCUUCAUCAUUGACAUGAGACAGACACUGUUGCAGAGGGUUACAGGUCUAACACGUGUUCUGGCAGCCAUGUUGGAUUCCUUCAGUCCUGGGCAACAGCUGAUGUGCAACAUAAUAUUUAUCUCAGUUUCUGUGUAGGUAAUGUGUGUGAAUGGAACAGUCACUGAUUACGUUUGUGUUUGGAUAAUAUCCAACCGUUUGUCUGGUUACAUUGCACUCAGCUACUUCAUUCUGGACUCGCACUCAGCUUUUAAUCCUCUGUACAACUUUGUGCAGACACUCACAUUCCAAAUGUCACUUUGUUGGGCACUUUUGUUUUUGACCAAACACCUGCAAAACUAGCGACAGCCUCAUCAGCUUCAGCUGCACUCCAUGUUUGUUGGCAAAUGUUAGCAUACUAACAAUCUAAACUCACAUGGUGAACAUGGCAAACAGUAUACCUGCAACUUACCUGGUUAACUUUGUCAUUGUGAGUAUGUUAGCAUCCUGAUGUUGGCAUGUAGCUCAAUGCACUGCUAUACUAAGUAAAGCCACAUGUGGCAUAUUCUUGUUAAAGCUUUUUCUGCUGGAUGGCAAGCAAUGCUAAAAUGUAAGCUGUAAGCUAAAAAGCAAGAGAAGCUAAGGUGGCAGUUAAACCCCGUUUUAUACAAGUAUACAUUAUUUUCAAACAGCUAAGUUUUAGCUCACUAAGAAUCAAAUGAGAAAAGAAAGUAAAGCACUUCGUGUGUGUGUGUGUGUGUGUGUGUAAAACUGCUCAGUCUUGUCAACGCCUUUGACUGAAACAUAACUACUGUCUGCACAGUAGUAGAAGCUGGCAGUAGAAGUGUUAAUGUUUGUUAAAUUAGCCCACCAGCUAGUUAGCUAGUGGCUAACAAAGCCCCACUUCUGGGUUCACCACCGUUCCACUCGUCUUCAUUGCUCAGUGUUAUUUCUCAUCCUGGCUGAAAAGCUAACAUGUGAUACCGGGGUUUUCUGGGGUCCAUGUUCUGAACUAAAUUUCUAUCAGCUCUUCUGAUUGCUAGGAAAAUCUUAACACUCUACGGUUUAACUGGGAAGUUGUCAUUGUAACAAAAUAAUUGUUGUAUGUUGGGUGAUGAAGGGCUUGUUUUGUUUUUUUUUGUUUUUUCAGGCUAAUGCAGUAGCAGAAUGUGUUAUAGUUUGAGCCUUUUUUGAAAGGCCAAUGAAACAAAACCACCUUGUUUGGCUAAGGGGAAGGACUUCAGUUCUCUCAUUAGCUCCUGUUCUCCAGCCAAGACUAUUUAGGAUAAACCCAAAACGGAACCACAGUAAGAUAUACAUUACCUCUCCAGUGGAUGUCCUUGAUGGAGCUCCACAGGGUUGAGAGAUUUGUGGUGUACUUGCACAGCCUCUGCACAACUCCAGGUCCAUAUUGUCACGUGUAUUUGUUUAUGUGAAUCUGUGUGUCCACACUUACACUUUGCCUCUGCAUUGAUAUAUGCACAGUGGUUCGUGGUGUUUUUUCCAGCCAGACUGCCAGAUGGAUCUGUUCUGGUUCAUCACGUUAUGAUGCUAGGAAAAUGUGUUUGAGGAAUCCAGACCUGCCCGUCACCACAUCAGAAUGACCCGAUGGUAAACAAGACUUAGGCCAAGACAAUAAAACUACCUAGGAUUCGAUUCAGAAGUGUAGACUAACUUACACUUGGAACAACAUCGUUCUUGUUUAUUAUAAAAAAAAAAAACAUGAAUGGAUUUUCCCUUUGGUGGAACAGUUGAAAUUGGAUGUAGAGAUAUAUUUUCAUGUGUUUUAAAUAUCUGGGGUAAAUUUUUAGCAAUGUUUUUGUCAUACAUCUCCUAUUGCUGCCAAGCUGAAGUUUAGAAAAAAAGCUCCUGUCUCUUGCUCUUCUGAAGAUGCAUCCACACACCUUUGUAUUUGGACUGCAGAUUCUUUUCAAUUUUUAUUCAAAAGUCAUUCUUUUUCUGAGGUCUCAAUUGAGUUCUGUUUUCUUUCUAUUGCAGUUUUAAAAAAAGAAAAAUGUAUUGACUAUGAAAUAAAUGACACGAUAUUUGCUAGGUUUGAAGUAAUAAUGACUUAUUGUACAUAAGCAUUUUUUCCUCCCUUGUACUGAAAAAAGAAAUUAAAUGGUUGUAUAUUGUGUAGAAAAGCAAACAAAAAGCCAUGAAUAUUGUGAAGCUUGUCAUUUCGUUUUGUGAUCACUGUGUAUUAUUGUGUAACAAAUGUGCAAAAUGUUUGGGAUUCUUUUCCCCCCUCCUCUGUUUCUUGCAGCGGUCUCCCUGAAUGCAUUUGCUUUGGUUGUGGACUAGUUAGUUGGCAGGAAAGUGUUCAUUGGUUCAGACAGACUGGGUCUGCAGUUGGGUACACAUUACACAAUUCUUUUGUUUUCUUUUGGGGCAUUGAAACUUGAAAUAACUUUGUUUCUUACAUAAUGGUUUCCUGACCUUGCUUUAGAUAAAAGCACUUUGAAUGUUUCACUGUGUGUGUGUGGGAUUAAAUGGGCAGAACUGAGGGAUCUUCCUGAACUAAUGGUUUGAUUCAGGGUCAGACUGAUGUAUCAGUGAUACUGGUUCUGGUCUUGUCACUAAAGGACAGGACUGGCAUUGUAAGAUGACAUUUAAAAAGUAAACCGCAACAUCUCCAAAAUCCAUUGUUUCCAGAGUCUCUGCUGCUCUGAAGAAUCCAAAGAACACACUGAAGACGGUUCUCAUAGUACAUCUUCGAUAGAAAAGAGUUCCGGCUCUUCACAGUGGCAGAGGUCAACAGGGACAUUGAUUCUAGAAAGAGCUAUAUCUAUAUGCCUGUAUACUAUUGGGGGUAAGUGAGACAAUAAAUUACAUAAUGGGCUUACACACAAGAACAAUGAUAUGAUCCUAACCUGGCUUUCAGGAGGGUUCCAGCUUUUCCCCGUGAUUUACUUGCUGUUACUAAUACCUGUCCUCUAAGAAGGGAUUUCUGGAGGGAACACUAUUGGAAUGUUUGGCAUAAAAAUAGUCAGUUUUAUACAGAAGUGUGGCACUAAAUAUUCCAUCCAUGUUUAAUCUCUUUCAUCAGUGGAACCCUGGCCUGACCCUAUACAAUGGUUUUAGUUAAAUGGCCACAGUUGCUGUUUGACCCAAGAAGAGCUGACACUGAAUCAGUGACCACUUUUCCUGCCAACACCAGCAUACAACAUGUAUGGUCCUCUACUGUUUGGUUUUAUCUUCUAUUAGUUGUUGUUGCUAAUGCAGGGAAACAUUUAAUUGCAAAAUCAGUUUUAUCAAUUUUCAAUUUGCCUGUAGAAGAGUUUCUUUUGCAUAAUGUUGACAAUGUUGAAAUAAACAUCUGUGGAAGCAGAGACAGAUGAUGAAAUCGACCUGAGACUAAUUGAAGUCCAUUUUGUUUUGCUUACAUCAAUCCUGACCUUUUGCACAUACUUGAUAUUUAACGGUCUUCAAAAAAGUAAAAGAAAAUAAUGCUGUUUGAAUACUGCCAGUUGAUUGACAAUUAUGCAUUGAUUAAAAAAAUAAGCUAAUUUUGGAGGAAAUAACUUUGUAAUAUUUAUCUCUUGCAAGCUAUGUUUAAUAAAGGUUGAAACAA
Messenger RNA from Micropterus dolomieu (smallmouth bass), 9283 nucleotides. RefSeq names its product GATA zinc finger domain containing 2B (gene gatad2b). NCBI's taxonomy places the organism in Eukaryota, Metazoa, Chordata, Actinopteri, Centrarchiformes, Centrarchidae. Gene Ontology annotation, biological process: negative regulation of transcription by RNA polymerase II. Bases 485 to 2446 code for a protein of 653 amino acids. The transcript is spliced from 13 exons. Gene Ontology annotation, molecular function: sequence-specific DNA binding. Gene Ontology annotation, cellular component: NuRD complex. The record is from RefSeq and is a predicted model, not a curated record.